AUGUUGGUGUUUUUAUUGGGAGUGCUCACUGGAGUCUUUUUGGUACUGCUCAUUGCUUAUGUGUAUUUGUUCAGCUCUCUCGAAACGUUCGACAAAUCCGCUUCGCCGUUUGUCGAUCAAUUUCAACCAGUUAGAUUAGCUCCGGUGCUACGCAACUUUUUGAAAUCGUCGAGAGAGGAUCCGAAUAAACCAAAAUGGGAGUCGUGCUACAUUCUAAGUCUUGUUCUGCAUUUCCUUUAUCAAGAACACAACGACACGCGACGUUUUCGAAGGUGGUUCCAUAAAAGACUUCAGCUGGAACUCAAUGACAUAGUAACACGCUCUACUGCUGGCCGUCUUAUUCAGGAUAUUCGUAUCCGCGAUCUCUCAACGGGUUCACAAUUUCCGGUCUUGAAUGGCGCUAGUUGUGAAGGUUAUCGUCUGUCGGAAGAUAAAGAGCAUUUUGAUUGGUUGAGUAUUCUGUUGGAUAUUGACUACAAGGGUGCGUUUCAAGCAUCAAUCGAUGUCUCGUUGUUAUUCGGUCGAUACGCACAAUUAUCUGUAAAGGUUGCCGAAUUGUCGGGUAAGGCCAGAUUAACGCUGACACGAGAACCGUAUACUCAUUGGACAUUCGCGUUUGUUGAAACGCCUUUUCUCGAUUUUAAAGUCGAAUCGCAAUGGCAAGGUAAACAACUGAAGCAUUUAAUACCAUUGAUCACGCAGCAAUUUCGUCGUAUCAUUCAGCGAAAACACGUUUUUCCGAAUUACAAAAUUCGAUAUCGACCAUUCUUCAAUAAUCCACUCCUGAUGCCUUCACCUCCGAUCGGUGCAUUCGAUCAUAUCAAACUCAUUGGUGGUCUAGAAGUGACUGUACUGCAAUGUACACGUUUGAACACCUCACUGGCUGCGUUAGAUCAUUCUGAAGUGUAUUGCACUGUGUGCAUCGAACACCGUCCGUUCACGCACAAUACAACAUCAAAUUCGUUGCAAUCGACUACACUUCUGGUGAACUUUAUGCGACACGGCCUGAUGGAACCUCUUGGAUUGUCGUUUAUCAACUCUGCAAACGAAUUGGGUUUGAGAACAGUUCAGAUCAAUGCCAUCGAGUCUGGAUCAGCAGCUGAACGAUGCGGUUUUCUGAAAGGUGAUACAAUAUUGGCCAUAAAUAACGUACCAAUACAAAGUGACAGACAGGUGAGUCGUUUGUUGUGUGGUAGUGUGAGUGAAUUGAACGUUCUGAUAGAGAGAGGAAUCAACGAUUCCAACUGCACAUCACCGCAACUCAACGUCGAUCUUUUAGUGAUUCGUUAA
This is a messenger RNA of Anisakis simplex (herring worm), 1290 nucleotides long. Lineage: Eukaryota; Metazoa; Nematoda; Chromadorea; Rhabditida; Anisakidae. The record is from the annotation of a GenBank genome assembly.